ACCUUUUUCUUUUUCAGCAGGAUCUCCAAUCAUGCAAAUGGGGACCAAUAAUCCAACUGAUGUGGAUUAUGAAAAUGAUCCACCCAGAAAUAAUCAGAACUUCGGCAUGGAUUCAACCUACCAGAAUCAACCCCCCAACAUCAACCAAUCAGAUUCAGUCUACCAGAGCCUAGACCCAAAAACCAACCAAUCAGAUUCAGUCUACCAGACUCUAGACCCAAAAACCAACCAAAGAGAUUCAGUCUACCAGACUCUAAACCCCAACACCAACCAAUCAGAUUCAGUCUACCAGAGCCUAGACCCAAAAACUAACCAAUUAAACUCAGUCUACCAGACUCUUAACCCAAAUCCCAACGAAGCAGAUUCAGUCUACCAGAGCCUAGAGCCAAAAACCAACCGAUUAAAUUCAGUCUACCAGACUCUUAACCCAAGGGCCAACCAAUUAGAUUAGCUUUACCAGAGACUAAACCCCAACACCAACCAACCAGAUUCAGUCUACCAGAGCCUAAACCCCAAUACCAAUCA
Messenger RNA from Astyanax mexicanus (Mexican tetra), 525 nucleotides. RefSeq lists its product as uncharacterized. The record is from RefSeq and is a predicted model, not a curated record. The transcript has 2 exons. Lineage: Eukaryota; Metazoa; Chordata; Actinopteri; Characiformes; Acestrorhamphidae. The coding region runs from base 32 to 451 and encodes 139 amino acids.